AUUACUCUCUCUUUCCCUCUCUUAAAGAACGAAGAGGAUCGAAGAAAAUAUAAAUAAAUCGUUUGAUAUAUUUGUUUAAAUACUUUCAAUCGUCCAAUGUAAUUUUAAUGUUCCAAUUGAAACAGUUGAUUGAAAAACAUAAUAAUUACCGAGUGAUUAAAAAGUAAAGUAGUCAUGUGAUCGCUGACUCGACAUAAUCGCUUCAUUGUAGUCUUUCAAACAAUAAUCAGUUUUAAUUUCGAUGUGUGGCAGUAUAUAUUUUUUAUCGACUAGUGCACAAAAAGGGGAAAGAGUGAGAGAAAUUCGUUUAAAAAUUACUUUAUUUAAAAAUUUGUAAAUAACGAAUGAUGCAUUUCUUAACCAUUAUGAUAGAGUAAAAUAAUAUCUUCGAAAGAAAGAAUAGACAACGAGGAUAUAUACAUUUUAAGACACCUGCGGACUUGGAUACUUCCGAUUGCGAGUCUGGAGUCCUAAGAUCGCGAACAAAAUGGAUAAAAACGAUAAUAACUUCGGCUCGUAUAAAAACCAUUCUGCUAUUUAUGAGAGAUCUUUGGAGAAUCCCAAAGAAUUUUGGGCAGAGAUAGGAAAAUUGAUUAAUUGGUUCAAACCGUGGAAUAAUAUCCUCGACAAUGCCAACGAACCUUUCACCAAAUGGUUCGUCGUGGGAGAGUUGAAUGCCUGAUACAAUGCUGUCGAUCGUCACGUUGAGUUUGGCAACGGUGAGAAAGCAGCCAUCAUUUAUGAUAGCCCACAAAUUUCGAUUAUCAGAAAAGUGACCUACAAUGAGCUGUUGGAAAAAACCUCGUUGCUGGCCAGGGCUUUAGCUGAUAUUGGAGUUAGUAAAGGCAAUAAAGUUAUCAUCUACAUGCCACUUAUACCAGCGACUAUAAUAACCAUUUUAGCCGUCGCCAGGCUUGGUGCUAUCUACUCGGUUGUUUUUGGAGGAUUCGCUGCAAAAGAGCUGACCAACAGGAUAAAUCACGCGAAACCAAAGAUAGUCGUCAUUGCCAGCUGCGGCCUGGAGCUUAACAAAAUUAUUACGUAAUAUCAAAUUCUUCUUAUUUAAAA
Messenger RNA from Vespa velutina, 1068 nucleotides. RefSeq names its product acyl-CoA synthetase short-chain family member 3, mitochondrial-like. The transcript has 5 exons. NCBI's taxonomy places the organism in Eukaryota, Metazoa, Arthropoda, Insecta, Hymenoptera, Vespidae. The record is from RefSeq and is a predicted model, not a curated record.